Molecule: messenger RNA, 1476 nt
Organism: Echinops telfairi (small Madagascar hedgehog)
Lineage: Eukaryota; Metazoa; Chordata; Mammalia; Afrosoricida; Tenrecidae
Gene: CPB1
Product: carboxypeptidase B1
Exons: 12
Coding region: 1-1305 (434 amino acids)
Biological process (GO): proteolysis
Molecular function (GO): zinc ion binding; metallocarboxypeptidase activity
Source: RefSeq, a predicted model, not a curated record
AUGUUGGCGUUCCUGGUUCUCGUGAAUGCACUCCUGGCAUCUGCCCACCUUUCUGGGGAGCACUUUGAAGGUGAGAAGGUGUUCCGGGUCAGUGUUGAAGAUGAAAGUCAGAUUAGCUUGAUCCGGGAGCUGGCCGCCACCAGUCAGCUUGACUUCUGGAAACCUGAUUCGGUCGCGCUAAUCAAGCCUCACAGCACAGUGGACUUCCGUGUCCAAGCAGAAGAUGUCUUGGCGGUGCAGGACUUCCUGGAACAGAAUGAAUUGCUCUAUGACUCAGGAUGGAGGUCACCAAGCACACUCAGAAGGCAGCUUGUGGCCCCAAGGGUGGUGAUCAACAACCUGAGGGCAGUGCUGGAGGCACAGUUUGAUAGCCAGGUCCGUGCCACUGGACACAGCUACGAGAAGUACAACUCCUGGGAGAAGAUCGAGGCUUGGAUCCAACAAGUCACUGCUGAUAAUCCAGAGCUCAUCUCUCAGAGUGUCAUCGGAACCACAUUUGAAGGCCGCUCCAUGUACCUCCUCAAGGUUGGCAAAGCCGGAUCCAACAAGCCAGCCGUUUUCAUGGACUGUGGCUUCCACGCCAGAGAAUGGAUCUCCCCGGCAUUUUGUCAGUGGUUCGUGAGAGAGGCUGUUCGCACCUAUGGCCGUGAGAUCCACAUGACCGAGCUGCUCGACAAAUUAGACUUUUAUAUCCUGCCCGUGGUCAAUAUUGAUGGCUACGUCUACACCUGGACCAAGAGCCGAAUGUGGAGAAAGACGCGCUCCACCAACGCCGGAAGCAGCUGCAUUGGUACAGACCCCAACAGAAACUUUGAUGCCGGUUGGUGUGAAAGAGGAGCUUCCCACAACCCCUGUGACGACACGUACUGUGGCUCUGCUGCCGAGUCUGAGAACGAGACCCGGGCGCUGGCGGAUUUCAUCCGCAGAAACCUCGCCUCCAUCAAGGCCUACCUGACCAUCCACUCCUACUCGCAGAUGAUGCUCUACCCUUACUCCUACGAUUACAAACUCCCCGAAAACAAUGUUGAGCUGAAUGCCCUGGCAAAGGCGACGGUGAAGGAACUCGCUACGCUGCACAACACCAAGUACACCUACGGCCCAGGAGCGACCACCAUCUACCCGGCUGCCGGGGGCUCUGACGACUGGGCGUAUGACCAAGGGAUCAAAUACUCCUUCACCUUCGAACUCCGGGAUAAAGGCAGAUACGGCUUUGCCCUCCCAGAAUCCCAGAUCCAGGCCACCUGUGAGGAGACCCUGCUGGCCAUCAAGCAUGUGGCCCGCUACGUCCUGGAGCACCUGUACUAGGACGGACGGCCAGAGGCUGGCGGGGCCUUCCUUCCACGCGCUCGCGUGCCCUGCCAUGUUCUGCCCUGCAUCCUUAUUUCUGCUUGCACGGCUGCUCGCCUGAUCCCAAUCUUUCUCCUCAGCUGCCGCCUCUGUCAGAAUCAAUCAGAUCGUGUCCGAUCGAGCGCAGUA